Messenger RNA from Penicillium malachiteum, 462 nucleotides. RefSeq lists its product as uncharacterized. The transcript has 2 exons. NCBI's taxonomy places the organism in Eukaryota, Fungi, Ascomycota, Eurotiomycetes, Eurotiales, Aspergillaceae. The record is from RefSeq and is a predicted model, not a curated record. Bases 1 to 462 code for a protein of 153 amino acids.
AUGGUGCUCCUUUCAAAGAUCAUUGGGCCUAUUGGGUGUGCUCUCGUGAUGACCCCCCUAAUCGGAGUCAAAGUGCAUGUCAUGGGCGAUGUGAGAGCUGGCUUCGAGUUCCAGGCCAAGAGAAGCCACAGUCUGCAUUCAUCUACCAACCUCCCCUCGAAGCGGGUCCCACUUCAGUGGGUCUCAGCCCAUUUCUUUGAUGAGGAGGCCAUGCUUAAUCAUGGAAUUGAGAAUGAUGAUGAUAUGCCCAUUGGGCCUUUUGAAGUUACUGCCCGACUGGCUGAGCCUCCAGGGAAAACAUUGAAUACUGUUGAUAAAAGGAACAUCUCCGAAAGGCCUGUCCGAAGACGAAUCAUUCAACGAGACUGCCAGACGUGGGUUUGUGAGUCUGCUGAUAAGCUUGUCGAAGGUGGGAUUUUCAGAGAGGAUGUUGCUGCAUACCUACGUGCCAUCACACAGUGA